This is a messenger RNA of Condylura cristata (star-nosed mole), 911 nucleotides long. It is a transcript of the gene NGF, whose product is annotated as nerve growth factor (beta polypeptide). The record is from RefSeq and is a predicted model, not a curated record. The coding region runs from base 132 to 881 and encodes 249 amino acids. Lineage: Eukaryota; Metazoa; Chordata; Mammalia; Eulipotyphla; Talpidae. Gene Ontology annotation, biological process: positive regulation of collateral sprouting; cell surface receptor protein tyrosine kinase signaling pathway; memory. The transcript has 2 exons. Gene Ontology annotation, molecular function: nerve growth factor receptor binding; growth factor activity.
UGGCGCUUGGUCGUGCAGCCCAGGGGACUAGAUGGCAUGCUGGACCCAGGCUCAGCGCAGCGUCCGGACCCAAUAACGGCUUUUCCAAGGGAGCAGCUUUCUGUCCUGGCCACAUUGAGGUGCUCAGCGUAAUGUCCCUGUUGUUCUACACUCUGGUCACAGCUCUUCUGAUCGGCACACAGGCAGAACCGCGCGCCGAGCGCCAUGCCCCGGCGGGCCGCGCCGGCCCCCAAGCCCACUGGACUAAGCUUCAGCACUCCCUGGACACGGCCCUCCGCAGAGUCCGCAGCGCCCCGGCCGGCGCGAUAGCAGCCAGGGUGGCCGGCCAGACCGGCAACAUCACUGUGGACCCCAAACUUUUCAAAAAGCGGCGGCUGCGCUCCCCGCGCGUGCUCUUCAGCACCCAGCCCCCCGCGGUGGCCGCUGACCCUCAGGACCUGGACUUCGAGGCGGCGGCGGGGGCGGCGGGGGCGGCGGGGGCCGCCUCCUUCAACAGGACUCACAGGAGCAAGCGAUCGGCGCCGUCUCACCCCAUCUUCCACCGCGGGGAGUUCUCGGUGUGCGACAGCGUCAGCGUGUGGGUGGGGGACAAGACCACCGCCACGGACAUCAAGGGCAAGGAGGUGAUGGUGUUGGGCGAGGUGAGCAUCAACAACAGCGUGUUCAAACAGUACUUUUUCGAGACCAAGUGCCGGGACCCCAGCCCCGUGGACGGCGGGUGCCGGGGCAUCGACUCCAAGCACUGGAACUCCUAUUGCACCACGACGCACACCUUCGUCAAGGCGCUCACCAUGGAAGGCAAGCAGGCGGCCUGGAGGUUCAUCCGCAUCGACACGGCCUGCGUGUGUGUGCUCAGCCGGAAGGCGGGGCGCAGAGCCUGACCCCCGCCACCCUCCCCCACACUCCUGGGC